GGAGCAGGGCUCAGGAUGCUGGCGGCCGUCGGGAGUCUCCUGCGCCUCCUCCCGGGGCGCACCUUCCGCUGCGCCCCGUGGGCUCCUCGAGAAGCCCCACGACGGCGGGUCGCGGCUCCCAGUUCCCAGGGUCUCCUCCGUUACUCCAGCAGCGGGACCCCCAGCGGUUCUGGGCCUCAGGGUCCCGCAGGGAAGGUUCAUAAGGUCCCCGCCGAGCACAAGCCUUCCCAAUUCGACAAGAAGAUCCUGCUGUGGACCGGGCGUUUCAAAGCGAUGGAGGACAUCCCCUCUCGAAUCCCGCCAGAAAUGAUAGAUGCUGCAAGAAACAAAGCUCGAGUGAAAGCUUGUUAUAUAAUGAUUGGACUCACAAUUAUCGCCUGCUUUGCAGUGAUAGCAUCAGCCAAAAGGGCUGUAGAAAGACAUGAAUCUUUAACAAGUUGGAACCUGGCAAAGAAAGCUAAGUGGCGUGAAGAAGCUGCAUUGGCUGCGCAGGCUAAGGCCAAAUGAUACUCUAAGUGAGGAAGAGUUGAUCAGAAUAUCAUCACUAUUAUAAGCAACAAUAAAAGAUAGGUAAAAUAGAAUAUUUAACAAAAUAUUUGCCAUAGCAUUUUUAAAGUGACAAGAAGCACAGAGAAGCACUCUAUUUUUACUUUUUAGUAAACUUUUAUUGAAACAUACAUUCAGACAAGGACACAAUAAAUAGAUUUCACAGAGCGAGCACACCUGCGUAACCACUGCCCCGGUCAAAACGCAGGACAUCAGCAGCACUUC
Molecule: messenger RNA, 771 nt
Organism: Pteronotus mesoamericanus
Lineage: Eukaryota; Metazoa; Chordata; Mammalia; Chiroptera; Mormoopidae
Gene: FAM162B
Product: family with sequence similarity 162 member B
Exons: 4
Coding region: 16-507 (163 amino acids)
Source: RefSeq, a predicted model, not a curated record